AUGUUGUAUUCCGUUGGAUUUGUACCCGAAGUCCUCUUUGUGCGCUCUUUUUUUUAAUGUGUCUCCAAGCUGACGGAGAAUCUCGCUGGUAGGGCACAUGAAAGUCUCCUCCUUCUUUGCUCCAUUCUCUUCCGUUUCCCCUCCCUUGCCUCCAUCCACCCAUUCGUCCAUCUCUACUCUCCACUCAAGUAUCCCGAUUUUCGCAUCGCCUCCUCCGGCAUAAUGACCAACGAUUCCCCCGAGGACGAGAGCCGAGGAAGGAGGGCGACUCGGCCUAGCCGAGCAGACGACAAUGUCACCAUUCUGACAUCAUCCAUGGAUGUUUACAGAAGCCGGAGCCGAGCCAGUAGCAGCAACGACGCUGGCGCCAGCUUCACGUCCUCCGCGGACCUGAGCACCUCCUCUCUGGAACUGAGCAUUCAGACGCGGAUCUUCAAGAUAAUCGUUAUCGGGGACUCCAACGUGGGCAAGACGUGUCUCACCUUCCGCUUCACUGGCGGUAGCUUUCCGGACAACACCGAGGCCACCAUCGGCGUGGACUUCAGGGAGAAAGCGGUGGAAAUUGAAGGAGAAACGAUCAAGGUGCAGGUAUGGGACACAGCUGGCCAGGAGCGAUUUCGUAAAUCCAUGGUGGAACACUACUACCGUAAUGUCCACGCAGUAGUCUUUGUUUAUGAUGUCACCAAAAUGGCUUCCUUCCGCAAUCUGCAAACAUGGAUAGAGGAAUGCAACGGUCAUCGAGUUUCAGCAUCAGUACCUCGAGUACUAGUGGGGAACAAGUGUGACUUAGUGGACCAAGUACAGGUGCCGUCCAACAUGGCGCUGAAGUACGCAGACUCCCACAACAUGCUGCUGUUCGAAACAUCUGCAAAGGACCCGCGAGAGAGUCAGAAUGUGGACUCGAUCUUCAUGUCACUGGCCUGCCGACUGAAAGCCCAAAAAUCCCUUCUCUACAGGGACGUGGAACGGGAGGACGGGAGAGUGCGACUCACACAGGAGACUGAGACAAAGAGUAAUUGUCUUUGUUGAGGAAUAAACGCAAUCGGUCGGAGUAAUCGAAGAGAAUAUGCUGCAUCAGAAUAACGGUGUAUGGCAUGGAGGUGGAGUAGAGUGAGGAUGGGGGUGUAAAACAAGAGUCUUAAUGUAUUUUUACCAGUUCAGGAGCAAGAUGAUGCUUCUGACUGACAAUGAAAGCAACAUGUCCUACGGAACAGGAAGAGAGGCCCUGGACUUCAGCACAAGGACAGAAGAAAAAUGUGCUCAUGAUGUAUCGAAGGAAAGAUCAACAUUGAGGUUACACAGUGAUUAUGAGUUCUGAAAUGAGUCUGCGUUCUUUCACUUUUGAUGAACCGUAUAAGGUAUUUGAUAAGGUGGCCCUCCACUCGACAAAGGUGCCUCGAUGUGAAGCCAAUAGUGGAGUUAAAAGAAAAAGUAUUUGUCGGAGGAAAGAAUUGGGGAUGGGCAGGUGGGGAGAAUGUGCUUAUGUCUGCUGACAAAAGCGCACUGUACUGGAGAAAGAAGAAAACAAGUUUGAGGCUCUAACAUAUAGAACAAUACAAUACCACAUAGAAUAUACAGUCCAUUUAUAAAGUAUUGUCGUGCAAAUAAUUUCAUCAAGCAUCAUUAUUUGUUUGUGAACUCAUUCAAAUAUAGAAUAUUAUUAAUUAAAAGCAUUUUUACAAAUAAAGGCCUCCCCCCAAAUCACAGCCUUAUCAUUAAUAGACUUUCAUCUGCGAAGUUGAGAAAUUAAACCCCUGGCUACUAUACGACUGAGUAGGGUGCAUUCUUUUUCCCCCG
Messenger RNA from Hippocampus zosterae (dwarf seahorse), 1797 nucleotides. It is a transcript of the gene rab33a, whose product is annotated as RAB33A, member RAS oncogene family. The record is from RefSeq and is a predicted model, not a curated record. Gene Ontology annotation, molecular function: GTPase activity; GTP binding. Gene Ontology annotation, biological process: Rab protein signal transduction. NCBI's taxonomy places the organism in Eukaryota, Metazoa, Chordata, Actinopteri, Syngnathiformes, Syngnathidae. Gene Ontology annotation, cellular component: endosome; Golgi apparatus.